CGUCAGUGCACCGUACGUUGAGUAGAUUACACGACAGAAAAAAAAUAAAUUGCACCAAACUAACCCCGUCACCGUCGCAAGAGACUUGUUAACAUCUGAAGAAAGACCUAAAAGCAAACAGUAACGAUUUCGUUUUUAUCUCGAGCUCUGGAUCUUGUGCAAUAGAAUCUGCUUUUCUUCUAGAUCGUUUUCGAUCCCAUUGAUCUUUGAUCUGGGGAGCGAGCUGUGUAAAAUGGCGUACGUCGACCAUGCGUUCUCGAUAACGGACGAGGACAUUAUGAUUGAGAGUUCAUAUACCGUCAAUAACCGACCGCCGGUUAAGGAGAUCGCACUCGCGGUGGCUCUACUCGUGUUCGGAACCCUAGGAAUUGUCUCCGGUUUCUUCAUGGCGUAUAAUCGAGUUGGCGGUGAUCGAGGCCACGGGAUUUUCUUCAUCGUCCUGGGGUGUCUUCUAUUCAUCCCGGGGUUUUACUAUACGCGGAUCGCGUAUUACGCUUACAAAGGAUACAAAGGUUUCUCCUUCUCAAACAUACCCCCUGUUUAGUGUGCCCUUUUGGAUCUCUCUCCUACUCAAUGUAUAGAGAUGUUUUAAUUGCUUGUAAGCAAAAACUGAUUGACUUGUUUUCUCCCUUGUGUAGUCUUUAAAGGAGUUGAGUUGAGUCCCUUCUAGCUUUCUCGCUCCUCUUGUUAAAAUAAAUUUGAGUCUGUGACAGUUUAGUCAGUCAGAUAUAAAUAUAUACACCCGUUUCAUUUUAAAGGUAAAGUCAGAUGUUGUAACUUGUUCA
Camelina sativa (false flax) is the source of this 785-nucleotide messenger RNA. RefSeq lists its product as uncharacterized. NCBI's taxonomy places the organism in Eukaryota, Viridiplantae, Streptophyta, Magnoliopsida, Brassicales, Brassicaceae. The record is from RefSeq and is a predicted model, not a curated record. Gene Ontology annotation, cellular component: endomembrane system.